AUGGAGGGAGCCAUUGGGGUGGCUAGAUUGGGGUGGCUAGAUUGGGGCAGGGACAUCUCUCAGGGGAGCAAGAAGACCCCUCAGGAGGAUAUCGCCUACCUGCGCUCUGUCCUGCCCAGCACCACUGAAGAGGCCUUCUUUGAGUACCUGUGCACCGUGGAUGCCUCCGAGGUGACCGUCUCCUCCGUGCCCGAAGGCUCUGUUGUCUUCUCCAGGGUGAGCAUGGGCCAGGGUCCCGCUCCUGCAGGUGAAGGGGCCGCUGCUGGUGGUGCAGCUGCUGGAGACCACCUUGCUGUGCCUGGUCAGCUAUGCCAGCCUGGUGUCCACGAACGCCGCCCGCUUCCGGCUUCUUGCUGGUCCAGCCACAAAGCUGAUGGAGCUGGGGCUGCGUCGCGCCCAGGUCCGGACGGUGGCCUCUCGGCUUCCAAGUACUCCUACAUUGGGGGCUUCGAUUGCACCAGCAACGUGCUGGCAGGGAAGCUCUAUGGCAUCCCUGUGCAGGGCACCGUGGCCCACUCGUUCAUCAUGUCCUUCACAUCACUGGCGGAGGUGGAGCCCCGGGUGCUGGUGCCUGCCGCUGGAGGAGAGCCGGUGGAUCUCCCCUCGCUGGCCGAGUCGUGGCUGCCACGGGUGUGCGAGCUGCUGCAGGUCUCCCCAAGCAAGGUGAACCGCGGCGAGCUGGCUGCCUUCGUCUCCUACGCCGUGAGCUUCCCACGCAACUUUCAGGGUCUGCUGGACACCUACUGCGUCAUGCGGAGUGGCCUUCCCAACUUCUGCGCCGUGGCCCUGGCACUGAAUGAGCUGGGCUACCGCGCCAUCGGGGUGCGCCUGGACAGUGGGGACCUGGCCCAGCAGUCCAAGGAGAUCCGCCAGGCGUUUCGCGCCUGCAGCGCCCACUUCCAGGUGCCCUGGUUCGAGACCAUCUCUAUUGCUGUGAGCAACGACAUCAGUGAGCGGAGCCUGGAGGACUUUAUCCGAGAGGGCAACGACAUCGACGUGCUGGGCAUCGGGACGAACCUCGUGACGUGCCCGCUGCAGCCGUCGCUGGGCUGCGUCUACAAGCUGGUGAAAGUGAACGACUCCCCAUGCCUGAAGCUCACAGAGGAUGAGGAUAAGAUGACGAUCCCGGGCGUGAAGAGGGUCUAUCGGCUCUACGAUGCUGCCGGUCACCCUUUCAUGGACCUCAUGGCCUUGGAGGAGGAGCCCUCACCCAGCGCAGGCCAGGAGCUCACAGUCCACGUCCUGGGGCAGAACGGAGAGGCCCGCAAGGUCAAGGCUGCCACCGUGGAGGCCUUGCAUCGCACGUACUUCAAAGACGGACAGGUCAGACCGGCUCUACCCUCCCCCGGCGGGCUCAGGGUCCGGCUCCCCGUCCCCGCGCGGCCCGCGCUCGGCCGCCUCAGCCCAGCGCACCGGCGCCUCCGCCAGCCCGAGCCCUACCCGGUGGCCAUCACGGAGAAGCUGCACGGCCUCUUUGGGGAGCUGCGGCGUGCCAGCUAG
Tinamus guttatus (white-throated tinamou) is the source of this 1500-nucleotide messenger RNA. The record is from RefSeq and is a predicted model, not a curated record. Lineage: Eukaryota; Metazoa; Chordata; Aves; Tinamiformes; Tinamidae.